Nicrophorus vespilloides is the source of this 1450-nucleotide messenger RNA. RefSeq names its product probable cysteine desulfurase, mitochondrial (gene Nfs1). Gene Ontology annotation, cellular component: mitochondrion; cytosol; nucleus. The coding region runs from base 85 to 1416 and encodes 443 amino acids. The transcript is spliced from 7 exons. The record is from RefSeq and is a predicted model, not a curated record. NCBI's taxonomy places the organism in Eukaryota, Metazoa, Arthropoda, Insecta, Coleoptera, Silphidae. Gene Ontology annotation, biological process: [2Fe-2S] cluster assembly. Gene Ontology annotation, molecular function: cysteine desulfurase activity; pyridoxal phosphate binding.
AUGUCAACUUUAGCCUGUACAUGCAAUUUGAGGUUAUAAUUGUGUAAUUUAUUGUUUAGCUUGUUACAAAUAAUAUAGAAUAAAAUGUUGCGAUAUCUGACAAAACUCAAUACGAAUAUACCAAAACGACUCACCAAUAGAUUGUUUCAUUCAACCACAGGAUGUCAUCAAACUAUAGAUUCCAAGGUUGAUGAUGGAAAUCUUAUUGGUCGUCCUAUAUAUUUAGAUGCCCAAGCUACAACACCCUUGGACCCAAGGGUGUUAGAUUCAAUGCUACCUUAUUUAACAUCUUAUUAUGGGAAUCCACAUUCAAGAACUCAUACCUAUGGUUGGGAGACUGAGAAGGCAGUUGAAGUGGCUCGAGAACAAAUUGCCAAUUUAAUUGGAGCAGAUCCGAAAGAAAUUAUUUUUACUUCAGGGGCUACUGAGAGUAAUAAUAUUGCUGUGAAAGGUGUUGGCAGAUUUUAUGCAUCAAAGAAGAAACAUGUUAUUACUACUCAAACUGAGCAUAAAUGUGUUUUGGAUUCUUGUCGCGCUCUCGAGGGUGAGGGUUUCACUGUUACGUAUCUCCCGGUAGGUGAAAACGGUCUUAUCAGUUUGGAAGAGUUAGAAAAAGCGAUGACUGAAGAAACUUCGUUGGUUUCCAUUAUGACUGUGAACAAUGAGAUUGGCGUGAGGCAGCCUAUGGAGGAAAUCGGUAAAUUAUGUAAAGCCAAGAAGAUAUUCUUCCACACUGAUGCGGCUCAGGCUAUCGGCAAAAUACCAAUUGACGUGCAGAGUAUGAAUAUUGACUUGAUGUCUAUUAGUGGACACAAGAUUUACGGACCCAAAGGUAUUGGUGCUCUUUACGUUCGUCGUAAACCCAGAGUACGUAUCGAAGCUUUGCAAAGUGGCGGAGGACAGGAACGUGGUUUGAGGAGCGGAACGGUGCCUGCUCCUUUGGCUGUUGGUAUAGGAAUGGCAUGUGAUAUCGCCAAUCGCGAAAUGGAAUAUGAUCAUAAGUGGAUGGAAACGUUAAGUCAAAGGCUAAUGGAUAGGAUAUACAGCAAACUGACACACGUUAUUAGAAACGGCGAUCCCGUUCAUUCCUAUCCCGGAUGCAUUAACUUAUCAUUCGCUUAUGUUGAAGGCGAAUCUUUGCUAAUGGCUUUAAAGGAUGUUGCUUUAUCCAGCGGAUCUGCUUGCACUUCAGCAUCUCUCGAACCAUCUUACGUUUUAAGAGCUAUAGGUGCAGAUGAAGAUUUGGCUCAUAGUUCCAUCAGAUUUGGUAUGGGACGUUUUACAACGCUCGACGAAAUUGAUUAUGCAGCUGAUAAGUGCAUAAAACAUGUAACGAGGCUUCGCGAAAUGAGUCCAUUGUGGGAAAUGGUUCAAGAGGGAAUUGAUUUAAAAACAAUUCAGUGGUCUCAGCACUAACAAAAUUCGCUUUGAAAGUAAACUUUUAAAUGUU